This is a messenger RNA of Aquila chrysaetos chrysaetos, 3650 nucleotides long. It is a transcript of the gene POGLUT3, whose product is annotated as protein O-glucosyltransferase 3. Gene Ontology annotation, cellular component: endomembrane system. The record is from RefSeq and is a predicted model, not a curated record. Gene Ontology annotation, molecular function: protein binding; glucosyltransferase activity. The coding region runs from base 26 to 1585 and encodes 519 amino acids. Lineage: Eukaryota; Metazoa; Chordata; Aves; Accipitriformes; Accipitridae. The transcript has 8 exons.
CAGCGCGGCGCGGCGGGGCUGGGCGAUGGGGAGCCGCGGGCUGCCGCUGCCGCCGCUGCUGCUGCUGCUGCUGCUGCUGGGCGCCGCGUUGCCGCCGCUGCUGCGGCCGGCGGAGUCGGCGGACCCCGCGGACCCCGUUAGCGCCGAGCGGAGCCUGGCGUGGGGCCCCGGGCUGGCCGCGGGGCUCACCCUGCCCGUGCGGUACUUCUACAUCCAGGCGGUCAGCGCGGCCGGACGCAACUUCUCCCGCUCCCCGCCAGGAAGAACACAGUUUAAAGUGGUAAUUAAAGCACUUUCUCCAAAAGAAGUCACCAGAAUUUACACCCCUCUCCCUUUGGAUAGAAAUGAUGGUACAUUUCUUAUGCGGUAUCGGAUGUAUGGAAGCGUCAGAAAAGGGUUGAAAAUUGAGAUACUUUAUGGUGAUCAGCAUGUAGCUCAAUCUCCUUAUAUUUUGAAAGGACCAGUUUAUCAUGAAUAUUGUGACUGUCCUGAAGAAGACCCUGAGAUCUGGCAGAAUGUUAUGUCUUGUCCAUCCCAAGAACCUCAGAUUACAAAGGACUUAAUUUCUUUUCCCACCAUUGACCUUCAGCGAAUGCUUAAGGAAAUACCAACAAAGUUCAGUCAAACAAGAGGUGCUAUUGUUCAUUACACUAUUCUCAAUAAUCACAUCUACCGUCGCUCCUUAGGGAAGUAUACAGACUUCAAAAUGUUCUCCGAUGAAAUGUUCCUGUCACUGGCAAGAAAGGUUCAUCUUCCUGACGUGGAGUUUUAUCUUAAUGUUGGAGAUUGGCCAGUUGAAUAUCGGAAAGCUAAUGAUACACCUGGUCCUAUACCUGUCAUUUCAUGGUGUGGCUCUGCAGAUUCAAAAGAUAUAGUCCUUCCAACGUAUGAUGUAACUCACUCAACUCUUGAAACCCUACGUGGAGUCACAAAUGAUCUUCUUUCUAUUCAAGGAAAUACAGGCCCGUUCUGGGAAAACAAAACUGAGCGAGCUUUAUUUAGAGGUCGAGACAGCCGAGAAGAACGUCUCCAUCUUGUCAAGUUAUCCAAGGAAAAUCCAGAACUACUAGAUGCUGGAAUAACAGGAUAUUUCUUCUUCAGAGAAAAAGAAAAAGAGCUGGGAAAGGUUCAGCUGAUGGGCUUCUUUGACUUCUUUAAGUACAAAUACCAAGUGAAUGUAGACGGGACCGUAGCAGCUUACAGGUUUCCAUACCUCUUGCUGGGUGACAGCCUAGUAUUGAAGCAAGAUUCCCAGUACUAUGAACACUUUUAUAUUGGAUUAAAACCUUGGAAACAUUAUGUUCCCGUUAAGAGAAACUUAGAGGACUUGCUAGAGAAAAUAAAAUGGGCUAAGGAAAAUGAUGAAGAAGCAAGAAAAAUUGCUAAAGAAGGACAAUUAAUGGCAAGAGAAUUGCUUCAGCCUCACAGGCUUUACUGCUACUAUUAUAAAGUGCUCCAGAAAUAUGCCAAACGCCAAGCCAGCAAACCUGAAAUACGGGAUGGAAUGGAACUUGUACCUCAGCCUGAUGACAGAGACUCAGUAUGCAGUUGCCACAGGAAAAAGCCUUUAAGGGAAGAUCUAUAACUGUACCGGAUGGAGAAAAUCACCCACUUACAAUGCAAGAAUUUAAAUAGGAAUUAAGCUGUGAAAUCUAAGACACUUAUGCACUAGCAAACAUUCUUAGUUAUGUAUUUUUCCUGUAUUUACAUAGCCUUUUUCACACUGACUCUGAUCUACAAUGUUGGUUCCCACAAUUUUGUCUCUGUGACCACCACCAGACAGAUACUGAGCCUGUAAUGGGGAGCAUCUAGGAGAUUUGUUUGAUGUACUGCAUCAUCAGGAAGAAGAGCGCAGUACUGCUCAUGUUCCAGCUGGGAUCUAGUUAUCCAAGUUUUAUGAGGAACCAGUCGUCCACAAAAGAUCUUCCAUGAGUCAGUGCAAGUUAUUCUAAUGGAGCAUUUGCAACAUACUAAGUGUUAUGAUUUCUUCAUAAAGUUUACCUCUGUGUUAGACUGUUCCUUGUAUACAAAACAAUUUUCUAACUAGACAAAGAAAAUGAAUAAUUGAGAUUUACAGAUAUCAAAUCUGGUGUUGCUUUGAGAUUAUUUUGUGGUCUAUGGUAGAUAACAGAAUAGAGAACAUGAUAAAAUAUUUAUCAAUUUCAGAGGAAAAUGGAGAGGAGGACGAGAGAGCAGAAUAAUAUUUUUAUAAGCACCAUGGUUGUGAAUCACCAAAAUUAGAUGCUGCUUUAAAGCAGACUGUGUAGCUAUCACAAUCGCAGUGCUUUGAGUGCCAAGACACCACUCACUCUGAAGAUCUGUUCCCUGCCAAUGACCAUGUCUGGGAAUAUAGGCACAGAUCCACAAAAGGACUUAGAACUUCAGGUAAGGCCAGCUGAUAUACUGGUGUCUUAGUUCAACAACACAAUCUACAGUAUUCUAGGCUACCUGAGUAUUCACACACCUGAAAUUUGUUAGUAGAGUUUUAGACCGCCUAGGUUUAGCUUCUCUGUAGACCUAAGGAUACACCCAUCUUUUUCACUUGGGUUCAUGAACUACUUUUUUCCUGUGCCUAAGUCCCCAAAGGGAUCUUAGCCAUUUUCUGAAUGUAGAUUAUACCUAACCUUAUAGUGAGAUCAGACAGCAGAUCAGACUUCAUUCUUUUGGUUCAAACAUGACAGAAAAACCUAUGCUGUGCUUUCUAUGUAAUAGUCUAGGGGUUAGAGACCAUGCUAAGAAAUUGGGAAGCCAAUUGUCCUCCUUGGUUUGAUUCAAAGCCAUUUUUCCAGAGAGUGCCUUAGCUCCAGACUGGAGAAGAGGUCUUCAAGCCUUCCACUGAAGUUGUGCAGCAAUGAAGUUAAUACAAAAUUCACAGGGCCAGAAGGAGCUGGUCAUACCAUUGCAAUAAAAGUGUGCCUUUGGGUGGGGCAGAGGAAACAUCCUAGUCCUGCAUGUGGCUCCCAAUACCUCUGUUGAUUUUUACCAAAAAGUUUGUCUACUUCAAAAUGCAUAAACCUGGAAGGAGACACCAAUGCCAAUACCAAGACCAAUGCCCACAAGCACCCAUUUCUGUCCUCUGCAUUUUCAUCUUGGCUAAUGUAGCCUGCCUGGGCAACUUCCUAUUCAGCUACACUCGGAUGUCUUUCAUGGAUACCAAAUUCUCCCUGCACAAAAAGGAAUGGAAAUGUCUUAAGACUGUGGACUCAUCUAAUUGCUUAAGUACCCAAAGUUUAGUGCUCAACACCUCAUGCAGGCUUCAUUCUUGGUUCUACACUGCAAGUUACUCAUAAAAUACAUAAAACAACAUUUCUGCACUAGAACAGGAAGAAAGACUAGAUUUUUCAGUAUGCUAAAUAUGGAAAGAACUUCAGGCUUCUAAAGAGGUUAAUGCAACUGUCUGUCAGUCAUUUAUUACAUUAUGUCAGUUAAGAAAAAACCUGGAACGAGUUGCUCUACCCAUCAUCCUCUUUGUUCUGGUUCUAACACUAAUAUAUAUAGUGGUUGUAUUUUUAUUUAGUGUGACAAUCAGUCCUAGAACUUCAGGCUACAAAUGUAUGUUCACCUCAUCUGACAUAAAAUUUUCUACAUCAAAAUUCAGGAACAGGGUUCCAUUGCUGAAGCUGACAGUUAAAACUGAGUAUGUGCUCCUU